Scomber scombrus (Atlantic mackerel) is the source of this 583-nucleotide messenger RNA. Its product is annotated as unconventional myosin-Id-like. Gene Ontology annotation, cellular component: myosin complex; cytoplasm; vesicle. Gene Ontology annotation, biological process: actin filament organization; vesicle transport along actin filament. The record is from RefSeq and is a predicted model, not a curated record. The transcript is spliced from 4 exons. The annotation marks the transcript as partial. Lineage: Eukaryota; Metazoa; Chordata; Actinopteri; Scombriformes; Scombridae. Gene Ontology annotation, molecular function: actin filament binding; ATP binding; microfilament motor activity.
GUACUCAGUCGUUGGUUUCAUUGAUAAGAACAAAGACACUCUGUUCCAGGACUUCAAGAGACUGCUGUACAACAGUUCUAACCCAGUACUGAAGACCAUGUGGCCUGAGGGUAAACUGAGAAUCACCGAGGUCACCAAACGGCCGCUGACAGCCGCCACGCUCUUCAAAAACUCUAUGAUCUCGCUGGUGGACAACCUGGCCUGCAAGGAGCCGUACUACGUUCGCUGCAUCAAGCCCAACGACGUCAAGUCCCCUCUACUCUUCGAGCAGGAGCGCUGCCGCCACCAGGUGGAGUACCUCGGCCUGCUGGAGAACGUCAGAGUGCGCCGGGCCGGCUUCGCCUACAGACAAACCUACCCCCGAUUCCUGCAGAGGUACAAGAUGAUCUCAGAGUUCACGUGGCCGAACCACGACCUCCCGUCAGACAAGGACGCAGUGAAGAGGCUGUUGCAGGGUUGCGGCUUCGACCACGACGUUGCUUACGGCAAAACCAAAGUCUUCAUCCGCACACCUCGCACCCUCUUCAGCCUGGAGGAUCAGAGGGUGGAAAUGGUCCAGAGAAUCGUCCUCUUCCUCCAAAAG